GAGCGAUGUAGAACCUGUUCCUGUGAUGUCCUGGGGGUCUGGUGUGUUGGUCCAGUGUGUGAGGUACCAUACGACUUUACUCAGGAUAAAUGGUGUAUUAGGGUGAGUCAUAAGACAAGUGGUGUGUUAGGGUAAGACAUAAGACAAGGGGUGUGUUAGGGUAAGUUAUAAAUAUAUAGCAAGCAUGCCACCUUGACCCUUAGGAUGGAUGUAUGAAUGGCCAGAUGCUGGAAGCAAGGCAUUUGCGCAACAAAUUGACUNACAAAUUGACUUACUUCUUCAACAAAUUGACUUAUGUCUUCAACAAAUUGACUUAUUUCUUCAACAAAUUGACUUAUUUCUUCAACAAAUUGACUUAUUUCUUCAACAAAUUGACUUAUUUCUUCAACAAAUUGACUUAUUUCUUCAACAAAUUGACUUAUUUCUUCAACAAAUUGACUUAUUUCUUCAACAAAUUGACUUAUUUCUUCAACAAAUUGACUUAUUUCUUCAACAAAUUGACUUAUUUCUUCAACAACACGGAUUUAUCCGCUAUGAAUAUUAUUAUUGGUUUACAACAGGCCUGCACAACAUACGGCCGGCGGGCCGCAUGGGGCCCGCCAGCACCCACUUUGCGGCCCGCGAAGUAACGAAAUAUGCUUUAUUCUUAUUAUUUUCUUAAAAGCUUUCACCCUGAUCUAUAUUCUUUUGACCCGCACAAGUCCUGUCCUAUUUUCUUCUUGCCCGCAAAGUUUUUCAUAAUUUAUUACGGCCCGCCUUACAUUUUGAGUUGUGCAGGCCUGGUUUACAAGAUUGAAAUUAAAAGACGCAUCAAUUUAAAAUAUGGGACCAAAAAAUGUGUCUUGAGAGUCCCAUGAUGAGCACUAAAAAGUUUCAGUGCCCAACUUGCCUCCAUGACUAACCUUUGUUUUCUAUUGGGCUUCAGUGGUCACAUGACGGCUGCUGUUGUGAACAGCUGGGGUGUAACGUUGACGGGGCGCUGUACAGCCUGGGGUCAUCCUAUCCGUACGGUGAAGGCAAUACAUGUCUGAUGUGCACCUGCGAAAUAGGUACGACACGUCAGUACUGCCUACGUCAGAGAUGCGGGACGUACAACUUCAUAUGCGAGGAGGGACAGGUGACGUAUGACGAUGACUGUUGUCCCCACUACCAAUGUCCUAUUGGAGGUUAGUAAACACAGGCACAUGUCCCACAGGUGGUAACAUAACAUUACCAUUGUCCUCCUUAAGGAAAGGGUCUCACCGUGAGGUAAUAUUGUCUCAUAUGAAAAUGUGCCACAAAGACGAAUAGAAAAUUCAUUAUAAAUAAAUGCAAGUAUUCUGAAUUCUUGCUCUUACAAAUGUGUCAGCUAUCAGAGAGAAAUAAAACACAACCUCCUUUCACAAAGUUCCUUUCACGAUUUUCGCACUACUAAAACUUACGUAACAAAACAGACUAGACCGGUGUUUCCAAACAUGGGGCUUGUGCCCUCAAAAGGGGGCAAUUUUAUUGUUUAGGGGGCAAUUGGAAAAUGAGCGGCCUAGAAUUUGAAAACCAAGCGUCUACUAUGAUUUAACUUGCAUUUUGAACCCCCCCCCCCAGCAACAUUAAAGUCUCUAUUUACUGCUUAUACUGCAACUAUCAUCGUACUCUUGAGGUUAGUUAUGAAAUUUCCUAACUCAUUGCUAAAUCGGGGAAAAAAUCAUGCUCUAUGAAAUAAUUAAAUCAAACCAUCAAUAACAGCAUUUCAUAAAGCGGUUCUGGAAAAGGAUGACAAAGACAUGAAAGGUAUGCCUUUCGGUAGCAAUACUGUUAGCAGAAGAAUAAACGAAAUGGGUUAAGAUAUUGAAAUACAACUUGUUGAAAAGCUGAAAAAAGAAAAUUCUCAGUGCAAAUGGUUGAAUCAAGUGGGAGACACAGUGAGGCUCUAUUGAUAACAAACUUAAGAUUUAUUCAUAAGGGUAUUUUGCUGCAGAAGUGUUGUUCUGUAAAUCAUUAGAGGCACCACUACCACCAGAGAUAGAUUAUUUUUAUAUAAUAAGGUAAAACAUCUACAUAGAUGUCAAUAAUAUACCAAUGAAAAUAUAACUUCUUGUGCUGCAGAUGGUGCUCCUAAUAUGAUGGGCAAGAACAAUGGCUGCUUAAAAUUGAUGAAAGAUGAGAAUCUAGAAAUGCUUCUUGUGCAUUGUGUUUUUAUAGGGAAGACUUGGUACAGAAAUGCUUCUUGUGCAUUGUGUUUUUAUAGGGAAGACGUGGUAGCUAAAAACAUUUCGCUUCUUUAAAAUGAAGGACUCAAAUCAAUUCUAAAAUGUAUCAAUGUUAUUAAAUUAAUGCAAAAUGUGACAGUCUUUUCAAGCUUUUUUUGUGAAAAGUAAAAUGUGGACUUUGUGACACUUUUACACCACACUGAAGUAAGAUGGCCUUCGAAAGAAAAUUGCUUGAAAAGAUUCAUGGAACUAUUUGAUACUCUUGUGAUUUUUUAAAGUAACGAACCUGUUACGAAGUAUCUGUCAACAAUCGACGGUAACGCCUUUGUAAGUUAUUUUGCCGAUAGCUUUUUGACAAACUAAAUAUAUUAAAUAACCAACUUCAAGGAAAAAAUAAAACUAGUGUCGAUGCAAAAGCGAAGAUUUUUGGUUUCAUUAUCUUUAUUGAAUAUUGUCAGAACAAUACUUACAACAAAAAUUUUAAAAAGUUUAUUUGGCUCUUGUCGUUCAUCUGAAAAUUCUAUCGGUUGAUUUAAAAGAAGGAUUUUCUGAUUUGAAACAAAAUGAUUUUCCAACUUGGAUGAUGCAGGAAAUGUUAAUGGAUUUGUCUGAUAUUUCAAAUGUGUAGUGUCCAGAAGAACUCGAAUAAAUGCAAAAUUAUGAUUCAGUUAAAACGUUAUUUAAUAAUAAAAGGACCGAUGGCACUUGUGAGUAAAUGGAAAUCAAAUAUCCAAAUUUAGCCAAAUGUGCAAGAAAACUAUUGUUACCGUUUCCAUCUUCAUAUUUAGCUGAAUGUGGAUUUAGUGCCAUAAAUGAUUUGUUGAAAAAGAAAUGGGCUGGAUUCCACACUACGGGGAGACUUGAGACUGAAGCUAACUCAACUGGAACCUGACAUAAAAUCUCUUGGCAGCAAGCCUCAAGCACAAACCUCUCACUAAAGUUACAUAAUAAAUAAUUACUAAUAAUUGAAAUAAUAUAUAACAAUCUUUCAUUAAAAUUAUUUCGUACUUGAUUUUCAGCUCCCCAUUAAAUGUUUUGAAAAUGUACUUAUUUUCUUUUCUCAACAAAUGCCUAGUGAUUUCUCCAUAAAACCUAUCAUUCAAGUUUCUUAAGUGAACAACCCUAUUUUUUAAUAUUAAAAAGUAUGUAUAUGAUAUAUGGUUGGGGCGGGGCAGAGGCGUUGCGAAGGGGUGGUAGGGUGGGACAGAUGUCCCCGGGCGCAAGCUAGUUAGGGGCGCCAGAAUGUUCUUUGAUAUUAUAUUAUUGGUAAAAAUAAUAGGUUUGAGAGAUGAAAACAAGAAAAAGGGGCGCUUUAAAAUGGAUCUUGUCCCCGGGCGUUAAACACCCUCACUACGCCUCGGGCGGGGGGGACAUACGAAUUUUAUGAAGGUUUAGGUGGGGCAUGGUGGGGAAACACUGGACUAGACAUUACGCAAUUAUAAGCAUAACAAUACGUCACGAAGACACGCGCGGGAAGAGCGCUCACUAACUAAUUAAUCUCUCAAAAAACAUAUUCGCGCGCAUUCAAACAGGAUCAUUAGUCGUAAAGAUUAUUAAUGAACUCCCAUUUUCGACAGAUUCAAAGAAUUUUUUACCGUUCGUAGCUUCAACUUAACUGUCAUUGUGUUUAAUAAAAACAACAGAUUCACGUUGUCUAAACAAUGUAGUGUAAACAAUUCUUCCUCAAGGAUGUGAAAUAAACUCCCUAUUGCACACAUGUACUUCAGUUCAAUGAGAUUUUGAAUGAUUUUCAAGAAAACUCAAAUGUUGUUUUUAGUUAUUUGCCAUUCUUAAGUUUUAAAAUAGUCCAGGGGAGGUAAUGUACUUUAUUCUCUUCUAGUACUUCUCUGUAAGGGGUUACUCUUAAAGGUUCAUAAAAAAAAAAAAUUCUUUUAACUUUGAUUUUGAUAAUAAGUAGUUAAAUGAGUAGAAAGUUAAAUUAAAAAAAAAAAUCAUUUUUAAGGCCUUCAAAAACCUUUACAGUAAUUAAAUCAGUAUCUGUUUACAACAGAUCUCUAAAAUCGCAAUUCAAUUUCUGUUCCAGUUUUUUGUGACGUCAUUCCAGACCCAUUUCCUGAAACAGAAAGACACGAACUGAUGGACUUUUACAGGGGUCGCCUUCAACCCAUUCCUGUUGGGACGACCCACCACUUCCAUAUUGACGACUGGACCGUUUAUAAAUGUAGCUGCCCUGUAAGCUGA
This is a messenger RNA of Lymnaea stagnalis (great pond snail), 4388 nucleotides long. NCBI's taxonomy places the organism in Eukaryota, Metazoa, Mollusca, Gastropoda, Lymnaeidae. The record is from the annotation of a GenBank genome assembly.